Messenger RNA from Lacerta agilis (Sand lizard), 3859 nucleotides. RefSeq lists its product as uncharacterized. The record is from RefSeq and is a predicted model, not a curated record. NCBI's taxonomy places the organism in Eukaryota, Metazoa, Chordata, Lepidosauria, Squamata, Lacertidae. Bases 479 to 2215 code for a protein of 578 amino acids. The transcript is spliced from 4 exons.
AGCAGCAGCAGCAUCCUCUCGGGCUGCAUCUAAAACUCGGGCGCCUGGGGGGCUGCGGGGGAUCCGGAGUCUGCAGCCGGCGAGAGGUGCAGGCACAAGAAGGCAUUUCCAACUCCUGAAGACCCUGCUUGGAUUGGGCCAUUUGCCUUGCAAAACCAACAGAACAACAUCAUCGCCCUACCAGAUGAUUUCCCCAUCUCUGCUGCGGACUUAAGCUUCCAUUUGGUGGCUAGUUUUACCAGAGAACCUGCUCCGAGGAAUUGGGGGUGGGCAGGCACAACCACCCACCCCCAACAAGAGCCUGCCGACAAGGCCCCUUUCUUCUCCCUGGAAGUCUGUCUGCUCCCCUUCUUUACCUCUGCUUUUGCCUUUGGGGAGAGGCAAAAGGGUAUCCCUUGGGUGGCCAGAUUUGGCCCACCGGCCUCGCCUUGCCGACCUCCGACGUGAGACAGGAAUUUCCCUCGUGGGUUGACACAAUAUGGCUACGGGGAGAGGGGAAACAGCUGCCCUCCACCUGCAGUUCCAGGGUGCUCCAGAACCAGGAAUGCAGCCAGCGAUGAAAAUGGAGGCGCAAGACCCAUCUGGUCACGAACUAGGGGGAGGCGCAGCUUCCCGCUUCCUUCCGGUUGGCUCCAUGCGGGAGUUUUUGGCCGGGGAAGCUCCUCAGCAGGUGAAGGAGGAGCCAGACGAGGGUCUGCAGCAACACUGGGAGGCCCAGAGGCAGGAGUUCCCCAAGGCAGUGCCCUAUCCCCAGCCAGGGUGGAGGAACCCACCAUUGCACAAGCCCUUGCAGUGGGACACCAAUUCAUUCCAGACCUCCUAUGAGGCAGCUGCCAACCCGAGCCAGUGGCCCCCUGGAGGGUGGGUAGCCCAGAGCCUUUCGGGCCUCAGCCGGGAAGCCCAGCCAGUCUAUGGCGGCUCAGGGCACCGAGAACGGAGGGGCUACGGGAGCGUGAAGGAGGAGACCCCUGGUGACGACACGGUCAGCAUGGAGAUGCGGCGCCAGCGUUUCCGGCGCCACCGCUACCAGGAGGCCGAGGGGCCCCGGGAAGUCUGCCGGCAGCUGCAGGAGCUCUGCCACCAGUGGCUGAGGCCCGAGAGGCACAGCAAGGAGCAGAUCCUGGAGGCCGUGGUCGUGGAGCAGUUCCUGACAGUCCUGCCCCAGGAAAUCCAGAACUGGGUCCGGGAGCACAGCCCAGAAACCUGCGCCCAAGCAGUCGCCUUGUCGGAAGACUUCCUGAUGAGGCAACGAGAAGCCCAGAGAAAAGAACAGCAGGCUCUAUGGACGUUUGAUGAGGUGGUGGUGAACACCCCCAUGCCGCAGCAAUACCCCUCUGUGGCACAACAGGUACACUACCCCACAGUGGCGCUGCCAAUGCAGUACCCGCCCCUGGCCCAGCCGGUGUCGUUUCCUGCCAUCGGACCGCAGGCUCCGAAUCCUGCUGUGCCGGAGAGAGCACCGCCCAAUACCGGGAGAACGCUGAUCUGCCGGGAACCUGUGCCUGAGGGAGGCAGGUGUCUCAGGCCGUAUGGCCCCAUUCAAGAGUUCCGGAGGCCCCUCACGAACGCGGAGCGGAUGCGGAACCGGCGCAUGCGGAACCGGAAGCAGCGCCUUGAGACCAGCAUGCAGCUGGUGGAGUCGGCUUCGAGGGCCCCUUCCAUGCUUUUGGACGCCAUGCGCGGCUUGCACCGCCAGGACCUGAAGGCCUUUGACAGGGCCAGGCAAGAGGAGAGGCAGCACAGGAAGCAGGAGAGGCGCCAGGACAGGGCCACAGCCCAGCUGAUGGUCAACGCCAUUGAGCGCUCCCACAGCGACCUGGGCGAGUUCCUGGGGAGGCAAACAGCCACCAUGGCAGCCAUCGCAGAAGUGUUCGCCGGCCAGAGGUCUCCGCCGCAAGGAGCGUCCCAUGGCUACAGCUCGUACCAGGGGAACAGCAACCCACCUUGGGGCCCACCGGAGGCUGGGACCCCCCUACAGCCCGGUCACGUGCCCGGCAUGCCUUCAGAGCCCGCGGCAGGCCCAGCCAUUCCGUGCCCGGUGCCUCCUCUGGCCACCCCAGGCGGCAUUUGCAACCCCGUCCCAGAACCUCCUCCUACGGAUGGACCCCGAGAGGAUGCCGCUCCAGACUCACCCACGCCAUCAACUUCUGACACCGCGUCGCGUACGCUAGACACGCGGCCGAGCAGAGGGACGAAAAGGAAGAUGUGGGAAUGACAAGGGGGCACCAUUCACCCUUUUGUAGUUUUCAUUUGGAUUUUGAUGGGAUUUUCUCAACGGGCAGGGCUGCCAGAACCCUGUUGCUCUUUUCCCAUCCACCUCCCACUUACCCUGGUUUUAACAGGACAGCCCGUCUAUCUAUGCAAAGAAGAAAAAAGCGAAAAGCUGCAUGGUCAGGUUGCAUACUGGUAGCCAGUGAGAGCUGUAGGGUUCAGAGCCUGUGCCGUUCCAACAGAUAAAGAGGUGAGCUUUGAUCCAGGAGACCUGGGCGAGCGGACCAGUGGACCCAUUGAGGCAAGUCGCAUCUGCCUUUCUGUAAAAUGAGAAUAACCAGCCUACCUCGCAAAAGUGGUUGAGGAGGGGUGCUUUGCAAAUACAAGAGCCCCAUAAACACAUGCAACAUUGACUUGGUUGUACUUAGCAAGUCAAUCUCUAUUGAUUAGAGAUUUUUUUUUAAAAAAAUUAAGAGGUGGAGAAAUGCUAUUAAAUAUUAAAAUAAUAAUUUAAAGGAGGGCCAAGGGCAAGAGCUGUUCCAGUGAAGCAGUGUCUUGUGCCAAACCCUUCAAAGUGGCCCAGUCGAUACGGCAAUUUCUUAACAGCGUUUUAUUUAUUAUAUGAUAUUUAUUAUAAAAUGUUUUUAAUACCCCUAUACUAGCUGUCCAUGGUGGCUAAUCAAGCCACAAAGUUACAACAGUAUUUAUUAUGAAAUGAUGUACCCGUAAAUCAAAAAGAGAAUAUUUUAAACCAGAAGCCAACAAAAGAUUUUAAAAAUAGAGAGCAGUGCAGCAGAGAAGAACAUUGUACAAUCUCUUUUGGGCUUGUCAUCGGUGCUAUCCAAUGAGGGAAGUCAGCAUUAUACCCAUUUUACAGAUGGGGAAAACUGAGGCUAAGCAUCGGUAGUUAGGUAAAAAAAAAAUGUUCCAAGCUGUAAUACUUUUGUCAUCGUGAAAAGCGACACGCUGGGUGGGGUGGAGCCAUUACACCAGCUUCCCUGCAAGGUGGGUUGCUGCUACUUACUGGGAGACGGUGGAGGGAGGCAGCAAAAAAGUUGAUGUGCUGCAAAUGCACAAGUGGAGCCCAUUGGCUGGUUCUCCCGGUGCUUUUGCACCACACUGACCUCUCCGCCUCACUUUUAACUGACCCUGCUGCUUGAGCUGCAGCCAUUAGCUCAGGGCUGGGGGAACCUUUGGACCCCCCAGAUGUUGCUAGACCAGGGCUCCUCCAUUGUCUCCCGAGACGGACGGAUGCCAAUCAACAACAGCUCCCAGCACCUAGGCCAGUUUCCCCUGCAUUUUUUGCCAUUCUAGAUUCAAGAGCAGCUUGGUUUUUCCCAACCCAGGCUAGCUUUUACCGAAGAUGUCAAAACCGGCCCUUCCUUCACCAGAAGCAGCAACAGCUUUUUGGAGACAAUCUGCCUUUUAAGAACCCGGGAGGUUUUUCUUUUCUUCCUAAGACUGGCACUCAAGACUUGGCAUUUUGGAGCCCUCCUGGACCACGCCAUACAGUUUUGAUGGAUUUUUAAAAAUAAGUACUGUUUUUAAAUGAACUCUGUUAACCUAUCCAGCUUGCAGAACGUGUAUUUAUUUGUAAAUGUAUUCUGAGCUUUUUAAGUGGGAAGGAAUAAAGGAACGGUGCGGUGGA